AUGUCUAUGCAUACUAGAGCCGACGCAUCACUUAUUCAAAUGGGGUGGUGCAAAGCAUUUCUUGGUUUUUCACCCAGCGGUCAAAUUAUUGCAAAUGUGUGGAGUUCAUCAAAUAUUACAAUUUCUGCUCUCGGUCCACAAAUACAAACAACACCAUUUUGGACACACAUUGUUCAAACAUGGUCAUCAACAAAUGGCUUACGUCUUUAUAUAAAUAAUUAUUUAUAUACAAGUGUCUCAAAUGCAACAACAUACCUAGGAUCUGGUUCACAAAAUUAUGCAACAUUAGGAACUGUAUUAAAUGGUACAAGUUGUUCAGCAGGACAAAUUCAAAGUACAUCACAAUAUUUUGGUGAUAUUGAUGAUUUUCGUAUAUUUAGUAGAGAAUUAACAAGUACAGACAUAUGUGAACUCGCAAAUCUAUAA
Messenger RNA from Didymodactylos carnosus, 426 nucleotides. Lineage: Eukaryota; Metazoa; Rotifera; Eurotatoria; Philodinida; Philodinidae. The record is from the annotation of a GenBank genome assembly.